AUGGCUAGCGAUUCCGAAACAACUCCUCUUGUCAGAGUGCAUUCUACCCUUGUCGACGAACUUCCAUCCAGACGUAUCAGGAUUAUUCAGGUGGUCUGCGCCAUGACCUGGUGUCUUUUCGCCGCAGGUCCUAUAUUCGGCUUUGCUGCUCUCAAGCCUGUUCUUAUCUCUGAGGGUGUCUAUAAAGAUCUUUGUCCUGUGGAUGUCUUGUCAUCUUCAGACAUCUGCGUCGAAAGAGACUUGAAAUUGAACUUCAUGUUCACUUUAGCUGCUGUUGUUACUAAUGCUACCGCUUUUAUUGUUGGCCGUGUGCUUGAUACUUAUGGCCCUCGUAUUACAGGCAUAGUAGGUUCCUUUGUCAUUUUUGGGGGUGCUGUAUUAUUGGCCAGUGGUAGCAGAAUUACCCUGUUCGAUUCUUACUUGUCUGGCUAUGUUACUAUGGCAUUUGGUGGUCCCUUUGUGUUCAUAAGUUGCUUCCAAUUGGCCAAUUCUUUUCCUGGUCAUUCGGGUUUGGUCUUAGCCUUACUUACAGGUUCCUUCGAUACAAGUUCGGCAUUGUUCAUGUUUUAUAGAGUCAUCUAUCAAAACAACUACGUCAAGAACUUGUCCUUAAACAAGUUUUUUACUGCCUAUUUGAUCGUCCCUGUCUUUAUUCUUGUCUGCCAGCUCACUAUCAUGCCUAAAAAUUCCUAUAAAACAGUGGAGACAUUGGCCAGGAUAGGAAAAACCGGUAUUGAUGAAACUGGCCUUCCAGUCGAUUCUGAAGAUUCAAGAUAUGAUCCUCAAGAGGUCAACGAAUUGGAAAGAACUAGAUCGCAUCUUUCUAUUAGAUCUUCCAAAUCUGUCUUUGAAGAGAUCGCUGACAAACAACUAAAUGACAAGUCUGGAGGAGUGCAUGGUGUUUUACAUGGUAAGCAAGUCAAAGAGCAGCUAAAGACACCUUGGUUCUACCUCAUGUGUCUCUUCACUACCAUUCAAAUGCUUAGAAUCAACUACUUCCUAGCUACUAUUCGCUCUCAAAUGACUUGGUAUUUUGACAGUGAACUUACUGCUAUCAAGAUCAAUAAGUUGUUCGAUAUUGCGUUGCCGCUGGGUGGUGUUCUAUCCAUUCCAUUCAUUGGAUUAAUUUUAGACAACCUAAAGACCCUUACAACUCUUCAUAUUCUUUUGAUAGUAUCCGCUUUGAUUGGUUUGGCCGGUAUGACAUCCAGUAUUUUCCUUCAGGUAGCUGGCAUCUGCGUUUUGGUUCUUUAUAGACCUUUUUAUUAUACUGCUGUGUCCGAUUAUUGUGCUAAAGUGUUUGGAUUCGAGACUUUCGGAACCGUUUAUGGAACCAUCAUAUGCUUUUCCGGUAUAUGCAACUUGCUUCAAAGUUACCUAGACAAAUUAACUCAUUUUUCCUUUCAUAUGGAUCCUAAUCCUGUCAAUGGUUUGCUUUUAGGUCUAACUAUUCUUUUUGGAGGCUCUAUGUUAGGAUAUGUCAAAGGCCAGGAGAGAAAGAUCAAGCGUCAGGCUAUAAUCUCAGAGGCUUUGGCUGGUGCUGAAUGA
Molecule: messenger RNA, 1548 nt
Organism: Brettanomyces nanus
Lineage: Eukaryota; Fungi; Ascomycota; Pichiomycetes; Pichiales; Pichiaceae
Exons: 1
Coding region: 1-1548 (515 amino acids)
Cellular component (GO): fungal-type vacuole membrane
Source: RefSeq, a predicted model, not a curated record